Messenger RNA from Fomitopsis serialis, 1370 nucleotides. RefSeq lists its product as uncharacterized. Bases 11 to 1354 code for a protein of 447 amino acids. The transcript has 4 exons. Gene Ontology annotation, molecular function: methyltransferase activity. Gene Ontology annotation, biological process: methylation. The record is from RefSeq and is a predicted model, not a curated record. NCBI's taxonomy places the organism in Eukaryota, Fungi, Basidiomycota, Agaricomycetes, Polyporales, Fomitopsidaceae.
AAUUCUCACCAUGGAUCCUACCACUGCCCCCGACAGCUUCACGACCAUCGACGAGAUUGACGCAGCCGUUGAGGACAUCCUGGCCCACAGCCUGCCCGAGGUGAUCAUCUACUCGAGGUUUACGAGCUUCGAAUUGCCCUUCUACGAGAGGUCGUAUGAACUGCGCCGGCUCACCGUCAUGAAGUAUCUCUGCCGUCAAAGCGCUGACGUGACGCGGCACCAGAGGGCGGAAGAGCAGCACAACCGCGUGGCCAUUCAGUCGGAGGACAUCACGCAGCGCCACUUUGAAGGAUUCAAGCGCGCCUUCCAAGAGAUAAACUACAUGAGCGGUAAUCCAUUUGGCAACAACCAGGUCCAAUAUUUUCUCGACUUAGGGUGCGCACCUGGGGGCUCCGCCACCUGGGUGUUGCAGAACAACAGGAACGCUCGAGGCGUCGGUGUCACCUUGUCCCCGGAGGCCAAAGGCAUCCGGAUACAACUUGGCACCAAGUUUCUGAAACGGUUCCGUGUCCAGUAUGGAGAUGUGUGCGAGAUUGCCACGGGACGAGCAACAAUAGGAGAGAUUCCAGACGGCGGUUUUGAGCUUGUCCUCGCGAAUGCUGCGAUCAUGUUGGCGGACGACAUCAUUCCCUGGGCGGACACAACCCGCCUGGUAUAUGCCCAGCUACUGGUUUCCCUCCAGCACAUCGCGCAGGGCGGCUCCCUGGUGAUCGGUUUGAGGUCGCUCCCUUUGAGAUGGAUCGUCGACAUCGUUCGCCUCCUGGGUCAGGCAUUCGCAUCGAUCAAAGCAGAAAACCCCUCAUAUCAGGGCCGACGCCCGUUCGCCUACAUCGUCUGCAAAGGAUUCAGUGCGACCGAUGAAGAGAAGGUCAGGUAUAUACAUCGCCUCGGCGAGUGCAUAGAGUAUUUGGGGAACAUCACCGGGCCUGUCGACGAUCCAUCCGGUGGGACGGCGAACAUCCCGCGUCUCUGCGGCACGCAAGACGAGACUAUCCCAGAAGAAACAUACCAGCAUAUAGUGGACAUGUUCGCCAACGUCUGGGAGCGCCAAUAUAACGCCAUUCAUUCCAAUUACGAAAAGGUACUACUAGAGCAGCAGGCUCGUGAAAGACUGAAUGCGCAGACGAGCGUAGGCGAAAACAUCGCAGGCGGACCUUGGCAACCUGUAGGACGUAGACCGGUCGCGCAGCCCAACGAAGGCGGCCCGUGCAAAUGGAGCCGUCCGACCGCACCGCCUGACGACAUCUACCGGAAGCGCCGCAUGGAGAGGAACGCGGCUUACAACACGUUCUUCAGUCGUCGCGAUAGCGCGAGCGGCAGCGCUGAUGGCCCCGGCACCUGGCGGAGGAGCUAGAUGUGAGGACAGUCCA